Peronospora farinosa is the source of this 987-nucleotide messenger RNA. The record is from the annotation of a GenBank genome assembly. Lineage: Eukaryota; Oomycota; Peronosporomycetes; Peronosporales; Peronosporaceae.
AUGAGCGAAUUCCGACAAGCGACCGAGCACGUGGAAACGCUUGAGGCGUGUUUAACGCAGCUGCAGCACUCAGUUGCCAGCGAAUAUGACCACGAUACACUCGAGGAAAACCUUAGCUUUCUUUUGGCUGGACUUCAUGAUGACGUAAACGUCAUGAUGGACAAGUUUCGAUCUCGUUGCUCUAUGGUCGAUCCUGUGACGAAACAACCUCGGUUCGGGCCUAAAAUGCUGGCUAAAGUGCAAGAUCUGCUGCGUCGCUACGAUGACGUGGCGCUCAGGAUGGAGGAGGACGCCCCGUUGCGCUUACAAGUCGAAGCGAAGAUUUACCAAUUGGCAGAGAAAGAAGCUGCAAAGAAGGAGGAGAAAAUUGCUCAAGAGAGGGAGGCACUGAAAGUCCAACGAGCUGCAGAAUUAGCACGGGAACAGGAACAGCAGAGACUGCAGCAAGAAGCUCGCGACCAGGAAACGAAGCGACAAAGAGACGAACAACUUUUUAUUGAAGCGUUGGCUGCUGCCGCGCAGAAAAAGCGUGAGCGACACGAGAAGGAACGUGCGGAAAAAGAACAGCAGCGAAAGCUAGUAGAGCAGGAACGUGAACGCUUGAACGCAUCAAUUCCGCACGGGAAAGAGGAACUUGAAAAAUCGAUUGCAAUGCUACAAAAAAGCACAGGCUCCGAGGUACUGUUUCGCCAGUCACUCGUAAAACUCCUAGGUGUAGUGAGCAAUAUCUGCUCGGUACCGGAGAAUGCGGCAUUUCGCCAUAUUCCCAAGGACAACACCAACUUUCACGCUGAUCUGGGGCAAUAUGCUGGUGGCCAUCAGUGUCUGCUUGCGCUAGGAUUCAAAGAGAUUGAACAAGGAGAUGAAGAGCAGCCGAGAGCUGUGUUUGUGCUGGAGGAACCAGAUUUGUCGGAAGAUUUCGAUGCCUGGAGUACCUGGUUUAAUGAACUAAAGGAAAUGCAAAGCCAGGUAGAGUCCAAGCUGUGA